This is a messenger RNA of Manis pentadactyla (Chinese pangolin), 4099 nucleotides long. It is a transcript of the gene MOBP, whose product is annotated as myelin associated oligodendrocyte basic protein. Gene Ontology annotation, cellular component: cortical actin cytoskeleton. NCBI's taxonomy places the organism in Eukaryota, Metazoa, Chordata, Mammalia, Pholidota, Manidae. The transcript is spliced from 7 exons. The record is from RefSeq and is a predicted model, not a curated record. Gene Ontology annotation, molecular function: actin binding; myosin binding. Bases 491 to 949 code for a protein of 152 amino acids.
GGGGAGCUGGUGCGGGGCCUCCUGGCUGCAGGACUGUGAGUGUGUGUGACGUGGCUGUCUUAGCCUGGCUUUUGUGCAGAUUUUCUUUUGCCCUUUGUCUUGGCCUUUGUUUUUGUCUUUGUUUGGCCUUUGUUUUGUCUUUGUUUCACUCUUUGUUCAAACUUUCUUUGGCUUUUGUUUGGUCUUUCUUUAGCCUUUUGUUUGAACUUUGUGUGGCCUUUUUGUGGUCAUUGUGUAGCUUUUGUUUUAAGUGCAUCUUGGCUGAGAACCCAUCAAAAACACCUUGUGCAAUGAAGAACCUGGAUAUAUGAUCUCUCCCUAUAUAUUCUGCGUGUACUGAGGAGACCUCCACCCCCACGCAGGGUCCUGCACAGACGUGGGACCUGUUCCGAACGGCUGCUACCCAAGGAAAAAAAGAAGCAAAUGAUACCCAGACCAGCUCGUAACAGAGAUCUAAUCAGCAGAUGUGUACGGAUGAAAGUACAGUGAGAUGAGUCAGAAGGCGCGCAAGGAGGGCCGCCGGCUCUCCAAGAACCAAAGGCUCUCCGAGCACUUCAGCAUCCGCUGCUGCCCGCCCUUCACCUUCCUCAACUCCACGCGCGAGAUCGUGGACCGCAAGUACAGCAUCUGCAAGAGCGGCUGCUUCUACCAGAAGAAGGAGGAAGACUGGAUCUGCUGCGCCUGCCAGAGGACCAGCACCAGCCGCCGGGCGAGGUCCCCUCCGAGGCCCAAGGUCCAGCCAGCUGCGCCCCCAGCCGUGGUCAGAGCGCCAGCCAAGCCGCGUUCCCCCCCGAGGCCCGAGCGCCAGCCGCGCCCUCGCCCGGAGCGCCACCCGCCUGCCAAGCAGCGCACCCCCCCGAAGCCCGCGCCGCCGCCGCGCCGCAGCCCCCCGAAAGGGCCGGCCGCCGGCCGCGGGGGGUUCCCCGGCAGAGGGUUCAGACUCUGGUAGCACCUGCUCCCCUGUCCCCGCCCUCAGGUUGAAAAGGAGGACCAAGCCGACCACCCCCCGGAAGAAGUGACAGGAGCCUCCCAUGAAUGGGUGGCCUCAGCUCCCACAGUCCCUGCUGCUCCACCCACGUGCCCUGGGGCAGGUUCUCUACUGUGACUGUGACACAGGUGACACUGCGACGCCCAGGGUCUCCUUGCCAGGUGCCCGGCAGCCUGCCUGGAGCAUUUGGACGAUAUUAUUCUACUGUCUUCUGACCUCUGUAAUUGCCAAUGAGAAAUCUGCUCUCAGUCUGCUUGCUCUUCCAUUGACUCAAGUUUCUUCAAUCUGAAGAUGUAUAUUUUUCUUCAGGGAUGUGCAAAAAAAAAGAGAUAUCAUUGAACAACCAUCAUAAUGGCAAAAAUUAAAAAUUACCAAGUGUUGGCGAGGAUGUGGGAAAAAUUCUCAUAAGCUACUGAUGAGAAUUUAUAACUAUUACAACACCUUUGAAGUGAAAUCUCAGAAUACUGGUAAAGUGGGAUAUUGCAUAAGCUAUGAUCAAGAAAGUGUGAUUUUAAGCACCCUUCCUAGAGAAAACUUUCAUUCAUGGAAAAAGGGGAGACAUUUAAAUCUGUUCAGUGAAGCACUAUUUGCCAUUAAAAAAAAGAGAGAGAGAUAGAAAGAUAUUAAUCAAAAUAUCCACCAAUGGGAGAAUGAAUAAACCAAUACUGGUAUAUUCACAAAUAAAACCCUAAACAGCAGUUAAAACCAAUGAAUCUGAUAUGCUUCAUCAGGUAGAUAAAUUUGGAAAACAAAAUGUGGAAUAUAAAAAGCAAAUAGUAGAUGGUAAUUGCAACAAGAUGCCCCAUGCCUGAAAUUUAACAACCCACGAUACUGUAAUUUCCCAAUAAGCAGAAACCAUAAAAUCUCACAGUCUCAGUGAUGCAGUAGAAUAAAAAAUGACAACAGCACAAAAAGGCUAUUCAAGAAAUGUCUACCCUCUUCCGUAUCAAAAAGAUUUGACAUAAUUCCUGUUUUGAAGAAAUAACAGAAAAGCUGUAUAGAAAUGGUCAACAAUAUUAGCUAGAUACAGACGUUUGUGGGGAGAUAAGUGGAAGUCUAAUGAAAAGCCACGGGUCUCUCCAAAGUUCUUAGUCUUAGAAAACAAAAACACUUGUUCUAAGGCCAUUUUUGGUCUGGGUUACUGUGGCUUCUGCUGGCUUCUGACAUGGAGAAGAGGGACAGAGUUGAUACUCCUUCCCUCGCACUCCUUUAGUAAUGGGCAGGAAGACACAGCAGAAGGUCAUAGAAUGUCGUAGAAUGCGGACGGAUGUAAAACUGGCAGUAUGAGGGAGAGGGGAGCUCAGAGGAGAGGCAGGCAAGGCCGUGGGAGUCGUCUUGUGCUGGGAGCAGGGGCCAGGCAGGCUCAUGGCCUUGAAGGAGCACAGCCAGACCUUGUUGGGGCUAAAAGACAAAUGAGAAGAGAGGGCAGUGCCAGAGAAAGUCCUGCUCCAGGCAUGGGGCUGGGGGAGCGGGGGGCCAGAGAGCAGGGAGAGCGCUGGCCAGGCAAGAGGCAGCAUGCACGCUGCACCCCCAGCCAGAGGGGUCAAGCCAGAUGCUGUCCCGGGGCACCCCCGGGGGCGAGGCUGACAUCCUGGCUUCCUCGUUGAGGGGAAGCUGCUUCUCUGUGGCAGUCACAGUACAAAGGCAAGGAAACCGAGCUGCACAGAGCCUUCAGGCAGCAACGUUUCUCCUGCCUAAAUUCAGGUGCUAAAAGAGCCACAAAACGACAACCUCCAAUGUAAAUGGUUUCCAGAGAUGAAAUAGCUGAGGCCGUUUUAUUCCUAGGAAUAAUCCCGGGGCCACCAUGGCCACGACAGACCACUAGGAAGAACAAAUGAGGGCCAGACCCACCUGACCCCACAAGGAGACUUAACGGCCCUGCAGCCUGUUUGAGAUUUUGGCAAAGCCAAAGCCCGUACUCAGAGCUCACAGGGCUCUACCCACCCCGUAUCCCCCAGAAGACGCGGAGUUACUCCAGGAUGCAGAAUCGGGGAGGGGAGAGCACAGCGUGUGUUUUUUCAUAUAAAAAAAUUGGAUAUUAGCACAGAAAUGUUAAUAACUAGAAAUUACUGAAUCUCCAUGUUUGUCUGUUGUGAAAAUAAAACCCUCUGAGGACGGGUAAAAGAUAUCUAGAAAUUACUUGAAACUCUGGAUAACUAAAAUGUGUUGUAACCCAGUUGUAUUUUUUUGUUUUGUAAGGGUUGGUUCUGGGGAGCACUGAGCAGUGAAUAUGGCAAAUUUAUACAAAGCUCCCAGCACCAGUCUAGGUAAACUUCUUGUGGGAGAAUUCUCCAAUACGGCGUUCAGCAUGCAACUGUGAUCCUUCUGUGUGUUAACUGGUUAUAGGUUCUGACCUUUUGUUUUGGGCAGGCUGAGGUGUGUACCCAGACUUGUCCUGGUAGAUGCUAACAACUGGCUGUCUGGGUGGAAAUUCAUGAUUUACAGUGUUGGCCCAUUUCCAUGGUGUGAACACAUGCACUGUGACUGAUCGAGUGUGGGGCUGGCGAGAAGUGUGCAUAGUUAACUCGCCUGAGGCCACACUCCGUACCCACGGGCCUGGGUGAAAUUGCUAUCUUUACUAAACAUUCUGUGCCAUAAAUAUACAAGGCACCAGUGAAAGAAAAAACAAAGGGAAAAUAAAUUCAAGUUGGAGAGCUCAAAGAGAGAAAACUGAUAGAGGAGAUUGGUUUUUAAACACUGAGAAGUGGUAUUUGUCUAUGUUGUGCAUUUAUUGUUUUUUCUUAAGCAAACAAGGAAUCUGUGUGUCGCACUCAGUGCUCUGAACUCAGUUUCUUUGGUGUCCCCUACACAUUAGCCAGACCUUCUUUCCUUUCAGAUAUUGGUGCUAAGGUAAUACUUACCAAAGAAUCAACUCCUGCCCACCAGGGAGCCGGUUUCAGGGCAGCCAAGCUGUGUCAAGACAGAAGAAAAAAUGUGGCAUCUUCUGAAUUUUGGGGAGGCGAUGCUGACAUUUAGACCCAUUGGUUUGGUAUGAAAAUAUAGAGCUUUUAAAAAAACUAACAUUAAUAAAAACAACAAAAAUUUAGUUGUUCAAAGAGUGAGAAAAUAAAUUAAUAAACUUUUCUACUAGAGUCAGGCAAGAAGAACUUA